GCCGCUGCCCCCACCACGCCCUCCCGCCGCCGGGACCCCGGUGCUGGGGCGGCGGGAGCGGCGGUGUGGCAGCCUCCGGCUCCCGCGCCUGGCCGCAGGGUCCGUGCCCGGCCGGGUGGUGCGGCUGGGAGCCCCGGCGGUGCCCGCUGCGGGGCCAGCCCGCCGCGUCCCGCUGCCCUGCCCGGCGCUUUCCGGGCUGCGCGCUGGUUCCCGUGCCUGGGCGGAGGUAGAAGGCGGGCGGGGGCCUCCCUCCUGCCGGCCGGGGCUCAGCCUGCCCGCGGUGAGGCUGCUGGGGCGGCGGGUCCGCGAUCUCGGCAUCCCGGGAGAAGCCGCUCGGUGCCGGCGAGGGCCGUGGGCGCAGCCCCGCACGGCGAGCAGCGCUGUGCUGCCGAACCUCGCCCUGCAAGGAGCCCGUGCGCUGUUUGGUGCGAGAGGCUCCGCGCUGGUGUGAAUGCUCUGCUGAUGGUGCCUUGCCUGCCCACGCCGUGCGAAACAAACUGCUCUGUGUUUGGGCUCAUCCCGCUGGGCAGCACGGGAGGGGGAGCAGAAGUGACGGGAAGGAGAGCUGCUGCGAAAUAGCACAGGGGGUUUGGUUUUUUAUUCAGAAGGUUGUGAAGGUGGUGAACUGACUCUCUUAUGCCAAGGGUUGAACUCUUUGAAUUAUAGAGCCGGUGAAAGCACAAGUGACUUGAUGGCAGGGUUUUCGAUCUGCGGAGGCAGGUGGGCGAUUCUGUGACUGUUUGGAGCAGUGGGAUUUUUUUGACCCCGGGUUUGUCAGUAACGAACUGCCCACAAGAUCUGUGCAGCCAUAAAGAGUUAAGAAAUGGAGUCACGCUGGCUGGAAGUGCAAAUUAGGAUGUUAUGAAGUAUGUUCUGUGAUAUCAUUGCCUCUGAGCUCAGCCUGUCUUCAAGGAGGAGAGUUGUGGAGAAGGAAGCUUCAAAAGUGCUUUGCCACCUUUUGAAAAGCUUCGUUUUGACCAUGCUUGGCUCUUUUCCCCCACUGGGGUUUGGCUAUUUAGCUGGCCACAGCUACGAGGCCGGUGUUGGCUCAGUGAUCACUACAGUUGUUAAUUUUGAAAAAUAAAUGUGAAUGGAGUCUUGUAGAAAGCCUCCUUUAAAAACGUUCCCUCUAGCUGAAAUUUUGGAAUGAUCCCAGGCUGUACUGCAAGCAGCCAGGCAAAUAUCUAACUGCUCCCAGCCACUGACCAGCAGCUCCUAGUGGUUGCUUCUGGCCUUUUGGUUUUGGUUAGUAGUGGCAGUUGUUCCUGGUGGCUGUUGUCUUAUGGAUAUGUGUACCUGGAGAGGGCUUCUUGUGAUUGUGAGACUGGGAUACAGCACUAGGACAACACUACCAAAUGACUGCAGUUGUACUAGCAGAACUGCAUGUUGUGUUAUUGUAGCCUGCCUUCUUUACACCCCCACCUCUUGCAACCAAAGCAGAGGAUGGAAUCAGAAAUGUGACUUUGCUGCUUCAGGGCUUAUGCUGCUGUGUGGGGACCUGAGAGGCAGACCUGAGUGGGGAAUUGUGAUGUCCAGUUCUGCUGGUGGGAAAUAGUAAACUCAUGUUUCUCCAUGUCUGGUACCGUCAGAAAAGAAGAAAAUGAACCUGUGUAAAAACGAUCUUAGUACUUCUUUUAAUUUGUCAUUAGCCUGUAUGUCAGAAUUUUCUGACUUGGGUCAAAUUAAAAAUCAAUGGUUAUUUCCUCAAGGGUCAACACCUUUGCCCUCUCUCCUUCCAAGGGCAGAAUGGCAUUGGACUUGUACAGAUUUGAGCAUGAGGGAGAUAUAGAAAGACUCCGUUCUGUGGAGUCCCGCUGUGCUGUGUCCUGGGGAUUUUCUCAGGGUCUGUAGACUUCUUUUUUGUUCUAAAUUUAAAUAGAAAAUGCAGGCAGAUAUGAAGUGUGAUAAAGGAGGGCGUGCUCUUUCAGUAGAGAAACCUUUUCCAGUUCAUACCUUUUAAUGCUAACUCAGUAUCUAAGUGCUAUGGCUAAAAGCAAAUAUUGAAAAUGAGGUACAGGUGCUGCCUGCUGGGAUAGGCAGAAUCAGCGGUGUCUUGUGAGAUCUUUUCCCGUUUGUUUUGUUUUAAAUAUCAGUAUGGAAAACUGUAUUCCUGUGCACAGUCCCAGGUGCUCUGGUGUCCUGAGGUUGAGGCCACAAUACCUUGUGCCAUGUUGCAUGGCUCUGGCGUUAAGAAGAGCACUUGAAGAUCUGGCAGCAUGGAACAGACCCAUGAGUGAGGAAGCACAAGCUUUCACCGGUCUGACAGGAUGGCACUGAGGUGUAGUUUGCAUGACUGAGUCUCAAAUGCUUGUUGUGCUUCAGAAACUUGGACAGCACAGAUGUGGCUCUUGGAGUGGGCAAAGGACACCCUCCAGGGAAGUGCUUCGCAGAUGGGCCCUGUGUAGAGAGCUUCCAGGUCGAUCGUGAGAAGCCAAGCACCCUCCCUCCCCACCCCUCUGAUCAGAUUCCUUUUUAAGUGAAGCUCACUCAAUCUCUGAGGACCAUAUCUCACCGAUGACUGGGAAGCAAAGAGUACCCAGGAAAGCACUUUUACCACGGACUCCACCUCAGGAGCACCAGGAACUCAUCUUUUAAAUAAAAUCUGUGCCCCUUCUGUGCACACCCGAUGUCUGCUGCAAUGGAUACAGAAUCAACAUAUUCGGGAUACUCCCACUACUCAGGUCACUCCAAAAAAGCUCACAGACAAGGGAGCCGGGACAGACACAAAUCUCCCCGCAGCAAAGAUGGCAGUCGGUCUGAGAAGUCCGUCACUAUCCAGACACCUCCUGCAGAGCCGCUGCUCGGGAAUGACGCCUCUCGGGCAGAGGAGGGCCAGGAUGACAACUGGGGUGAGACCACGACGGCAAUCACAGGCACCUCUGAGCACAGUAUCUCCCAGGAGGACAUUGCCCGGAUCAGUAAGGAUCUGGAAGACAGCGUUGGGUUGGACUGCAAACGUUACCUGGGCUUAACAGUGGCAGCUGUUCUCGGACUCCUAGUCUUCCUUACCCCCAUUGCCUUCAUUCUGUUACCCCAGAUCCUGUGGCGAGAUGAUCUGGAGCCAUGUGGUACUGUCUGUGAGGGACUGUUCAUCUCUGUGGCGUUUAAACUCCUCAUUCUCCUGAUCGGGACCUGGGCUCUUUUUUUCCGCCAACCCAAGGCAGACCUACCGAGGGUGUUUGUGUUUCGGGCCCUUCUGCUGGUCCUCAUAUUCCUCUUUGUGUUUUCCUACUGGCUCUUUUACGGCGUUCGCAUCUUGGACUCGAAGGACACCAACUACCAAGGGAUAGUGCAGUACGCUGUGUCUCUGGUGGAUGCCCUGCUCUUCAUCCACUACCUGGCCAUUGUGCUGCUGGAGCUGCGGCAGCUGCAGCCCAUGUUCACCAUCAAGGUGGUUCGCUCGACGGACGGAGAGUCGCGAUACUACAGCUUGGGACACCUCAGCAUCCAACGAGCUGCACUGGUGGUUCUGGAAAAUUACUACCGAGAUUUCACAGUCUACAACCCAGCCUUGUUAACAGCCUCCAAAUCCCGAGCAGCCAAGCACAUGGCUGGCCUGAAAGUCUACAAUGUUGAUGGCCCAGGUAACAACGCGUCGGGGCAGUCCCGGGCCAUGAUCGCAGCUGCCGCCCGGCGCAGGGACUCCAGUCACAACGAGCUCUACUACGAGGAGGCCGACCACGAGCGCCGCGUCAGGAAACGCCGGGCCAGGCUCGUGGUUGCAGUAGAAGAGGCUUUCACUCACAUCAAACGCCUCCAGGCGGAGGAACAGCAGAAAGCUCCAGGAGAGAUGAUGGACCCCCGAGAAGCAGCCCAGGCCAUCUUCCCCUCCAUGGCAAGAGCUCUGCAGAAGUACCUUCGCACCACCCGCCAGCAGCAGUACCACAGCAUGGAGAGCAUCUUGCAACACUUGUCCUUCUGCAUCACCAACAACAUGACACCAAAGGCAUUCCUGGAGCGUUACCUCAACCCAGGCCCAACCCUCCAGUAUGACAGGGAUCGCUGGUUCUCCAAGCAGUGGACGCUGGUCAGCGAGGAAGCGGUCACAAGCGGCUUACAAGACGGCGUCGUGUUUGUCCUCAAGUGCUUGGACUUCAGCCUUGUUGUUAAUGUGAAAAAAAUCCCCUUCAUCAAACUCUCAGAAGAGUUCAUAGACCCUAAAUCUCAUAAAUUUGUCCUCCGCUUACAGUCUGAGACUUCAGUCUAAGGGAUUUUGAGGGUGGGUUGUUGGGAGAUUUUUAUUUUUGUUUUUUUCAAUAUCGUGCUUUUGGGUUUAAUUUCCCCAAUGCUGACUGAAACUGGCAGAUGAUGGACCAGUAAUAUUUGACCAUCUGCACUUUAUUUGGAAAGGGGAGGGGGGAGUUGGGAUAUCUUAUCUAGGAAGAAGUAUCUUAAGAGGCAACAGGGCAACUUGGCUCAGUUAGCUCAGCCUUGGAGACAGAACAGAUUUUUUUUCUUUGCCCCUCUUUCCAGGCAUCUUGUAACUCUCACGCUCUCUUUCUCUGCACAGCUGCAGUGUCAGAGUUGUUGCUGGAGCGCUGCCUUACACCGUGCACGCCUGCACCCUUGUGUCUCUGCUUUUGCCACCCGUGGCUGCUCCCAAGGGCUCGUUGCUCACCUGUCCCUCACAGAAGUCUCUUGGCACAGGGUGCCACAGUCCCUGCUCACUUGGGGAGGAGGGGAUAUCAAAGGGUGGGGGUGUGAGGGGACUUGAAUUCUUUGUUCUUCUUCUCCUCCUUGCCACGUGCCUCUUCUGUCAGUGCCAGACCUGUAUAGGCAUAAUGGGAUGGUUUCGCCCUCUGUGAAAUUGCUUGUCUUGAACUGGAUCAGCCCAUUUGCAGCUCUUCAAUUUAUUUUUUUUUCCUUAUCAGUGCUUGUUAGUGAAGCUGUUCUUCAUGUCACAGCUCCCUGUUACCUCUCCCCUGCUUCUCUCUGUCCUGCUUGUCAGCAUCUUUCUCAGGCAGGCCCAAGGCUUCCUUUUUCUGUCUCCUCUGUCUGGCUCUCUGAAUGUUUCUCCAGGCACUGCCGCUUCCUUUUGCACCUGCAAGGGCUGUGUAUUUGCACUGGGACAGGGUCAGUAAGUAGCUGGCUCCUCCUUAGAUAAAUCACAGACCCUCCCUACGUCUGACAGCCUCUUUGAGGGGAAGGGGGUGCAGGCAGGAAUGUGCCCCUCCCUCUCUAGCCAGCUUCAAGUGCGUCUGGAGAAAAGAGGGGCAAAAACACUUCCUUCAGGAGAGGAGCCAGGGAAAGGCUGACCUUUGCCCCAUUCACCUGCUUUGGAGAACUGUUGUGCUCUGGAAACACUGCAGUGAGUCCUUCCCCACCAUACGCCUUCAGCUGUAGCUAAGAAAUACCAAACAAUGCCUGAAUGUUGAAAAUCUGCCUGCCUUUCUUGGCCUUGCUGUACUGUGGGAGUUUCUGCUCAGCGUUGGGAUCUGCUUCUAAAAGAUGCAGUUUUGUUUGUGAGGCUGCCUUUGCCCACCAGUGCAGCUUUCAUGUGUGAAUUUAGUCACCUGAGUUUGGAAGGUUUGUUUUUAAUGGUGAGCCUAAAUCGCUGUCUGAAGUCUGAUUGCCAGCACAGAGCAUGGAGUGAUUGGAGCCGGCUGCAAGGCUGGCAGUGACCUGAAGGUCCCUUGAGAUCCAUGUGAAUGUAAAUGAUCAAUUUAUUCUGCUCAGUCUUUUGCCAUGCAAAUAUUCCUUAUCAGGCAGGAUCUAGCCUGCCCUCCAUAUGGAUGUCUUAACAAGGCCCUAGUUCCAGCAGUGUGAGUCAGUGCCUUUCAUUGCCAGCCUGCUCAGUCUUCUGAGGAGGGCUGUCACUGCCCCUCCUGUCCCUUUUGGCCUUUCCCAGCUCUUCCUAGGCCGGCGUGGGCUGGCUGGUUUCCACAGGGAGCAGCCACCUUAAACAGGGAUGCUGGGAAUGGGGCAGGAGGGUCCAUCCUUUUCCAGCUUCAGCUGUGGAGUUGCAUGUCCAACAGCAGCUAUGGGUAGUCCUCUUGGGAUCGAGGGAGCGCCCUGGUGAGUGAGGGUCCAAAGUGAUGAUUCCCCAUCCAAGUGACGCCUGCAGUUUCCUUCACCUUUCUUACAUGCACGCAGUGGUCUCCUGGAUCCUUUUUAGUCUGUGUAAUGUGCCAGAUGUGGUUGUCAAGAAACUGGGUGGCACAGCACAUGAUGGGAUUAUGCCCUUUGCCCUUAAAGGAUGGGAAGUAGGUAGUGUUUUCCCCUCUCUAAGCUCAGUGUUUGGGUUUUUUGGCAGGCUUUCAGGUAGUCUCCAUGGCAACUCCUUUAUUGACUGUGGCCUUUGCAGUGUUUUACUUUGGAAAAAUAGGUUGAUUUAUUCCUUUAAAAGGAAAAAAAAAGGAAGGUGAACAUACAAUAUCUUACACUUGGCUCUCCUGAAGAUGCCUACACCUGGCUUUUAUGAUGUGCAUAACCAGCAGGGUGGGAGAGACUGGGAGUAGCUUGGGAGACUGUGGAACGCUUAAUACCUGUGUGGAGGCUACUGCCUGUGGCUGAGUUGGCUCAUUUCUGUGAAGCCAGAACAAGAACCACCUUGCCGAGGGCUUGGGUGUGCCAUGUAUGUGAGAGCACCUUGUCACAGGCACAUCUACAAUACUUUUUUACUUUCCCAGCAUUUCCUUCCCCUUUCCUUUUCUCUGCCCCAUGAGGAGGGGUGGUCUGACAAUAUCUGCUCAGGAAACUCAUGUCUUAAUUUUGUUGAAUCUUUUAACACAUGGAGAACCAGACAGAAGCAGCGUGUGUAUAGUCUGGGUCUGCUUCUUCAUCUUUGUGCUGUGGUUCAACACUGCCUUUUCUGCCUGCUGCCAAAAAGGACACUGUCAACAGGGGCCAACUCCUACAUUAAAUGCUCUUCCUUAUAUCAGCAGCACGAAUGCUUUGCCUGAUGAUAUCUGAAGGAGAGGACUCUCUCAAAUGGUCUCUUUAGAGGUGCAGGCUGCUUAGAGGUGAGGACAGACUGAAAGGGGAAUCAUGAUUCCUGCAUAUUCCCUGUUCUGGUAUUUUUAGUGAAAUUUUUUGGGGUCUCUCUUGCUUCCCUUCUCCAUGCAAAAUCAGGGGACCACUGUCAUACCUACCUCACUGGAGUGUUGUGAGGCAAAACUCAACUUGCUUUCAAGUGCUUUGAGAUCCACAGUUGGAUCUGUGGCAUCUGUAGGAAUUCAAACUCCAUUAAAAAUACUGAGCGGUGAGUGCGGACUGGUUUGUUUAACUCUGUUUAUAGCCAGCUAAUGAGUAAGAAUGGAGUCAUAGGGAUGAAGCUCUGCUCCAAUUCCUGCAGCCCUUACUUCUGCCGAGCUUGCCAAGAGCUGAGCAUAAAUACAACUUGGAGGGUUUGCCAGCCAAGUUGCAGGCUGUUCGUCCAAAUGCCUCUCCUUUCCUGCACUGUCUCCUUGCACAUAUUUUCCUUCCUCUCUCCCAGUCUGGAUGUUUGUACCUGGUUGGGAAUUGUGGGGGGGUUUAUUCGAAUUCAAGUGGUUUUUUUAAGACAGCCCUGUUGGUAAUGGAGUGGUCAGUAUCCCCUUUGGAGAUGAUCCUUGCACUGGACGUCCUUCACUGGAAGCUGAUCCAUUUGAUAGGGUGCUGUGCUGCCCAGACAGGAGUGGUGGUGCCCCACUCCUCUGUUCCAUGUUGGCACGUUUCCUGUAACUCAAGUAUGCUGCUCAGAUACUUUAAAGGCUAUGGGUUUUUUUGCUCUCAGAUUUGUUACAGCCUAAAUCCAAAGCCAUGCUGAGAUCUUGCAAAACCAGAUGCAGCUAAGACUUUCAAGUGUUCUAGAGCAGAUGGAAAUGGCUGUGGGUUUCUGUGAAGGCUGGCUUUCUCUUUCCUGACUAUAAAUUGAAAUAUUUGAAUUUCUUGCAUCUUCCAGGAGUGUAGGGGCAGAUACUACUCCUAAUACAUUGCCAGUCCUGUGACUGGGCAUGCGCAGGUGUUGUCACAUCUGUUGGCCUCUCACUGCCAUGUGACUUCAGCUGUGGCUGCAGACUCUGUGAGGCUGCCCUGGAUCUCGGUGUCCUUUCCCACACCUGGAAGCUGAGUAGGCAGCACUCUUGGACCUGUAAGCAUUAUAGCACUCCCCUCCGUAGCAUAUCUGCAGGGCUGGGAGGUGUUGAGGCUGUGCUUGGAGGCUUGGAGGCAGUGCACAGUAAGGCUCAAGUUUGGAGAUCUGAACAAAUCCCAGCCCUUAUGAAGUCUCCAGAUGUUUUCCUUUGGGAUGGGGCUCUCUGUGCAACACCUUGGGAAUCCACUGUUGUUGAGUUCAGCCAAAAGCUGUAGAGAAGGAAUAUCUGGAGCUGGUCCUGCCUCACAUAAGUAACUUUGAAAGGUCUUGUUUGAGAUGUGCUCACUUCCAACACUUGCGGCUGAAGAAAUUGAAAAGAUCCUUAACUUGCUAAACAUGGAAACCUGUUCAAGCCAAUUUCAUCUUGCUCACCAAAACUUGUAAUUCUGCCCUUUUCAAAGGAUAAACAAAAGUCUUGCAGUCUUCUUCAACAGUGCUGUAGUCUGGUUCCAAGCUGGCUCCUCACAUGGGCUCAGUGCUGCCCAGCUGUGUGAGAGCUACUCACGACUGUGUGUGCAGGUGUUUUGUCAUUCAGCUUGUGUGUGUCUGUGUGUGCUUUUCCCCCUCUGUUUGCACAUUAUAUGUGUUUAAAGCCUCAAGCCAGACUUGUGGCUUAGUGUUUCAGCUGUCCUUAAGAAGGAAGUGCUCUUGGAAUUGAGCUGGUUUUAGAAAACAAAAAGGAAACCCCCCAGAUUUCUGUUCUGAAAGACAUGGCUUCGGGCCGUGAUGUCUCCUACAGGAGUGUUACUCCUCCUGCUUCCAGGCUGCUGCCUCCCAUCGAUGAUGACCAAAAGUUGCCGUUUCCAUCAGCUGUGAGCGGUGCGGAUCGCUCUGGGCCCGUCCCUCCAGCAGACUGCGUUGUGUUAUCCCUGGUGCACAUGGAGCCCUGUGGGCAGCAGGCAGCCGGCCCUGCCCUGGAUGUGCUCUGCCCAGGGAAGGAGGGAGGGGAUCCUUCCUUCCCUCUGGCUGCUUCCCGGGCACCUCUCACCAGCACUGACCAUGCUUGGGGGUAUCUCGUGUGUGCACAGUGGGGAGAUGCUGUGGCCACUACCUGAACAGGCAUAACUGUGAAGGAAUCUUACACUCUCCUGUGCCUGUUUCUUUAAUUCAGCAUUAUUGUGUCUUGGGGCAGGGGGUGGGAGCGAAAUGCCCUUCCCUCACCCUCCUUUAUCACUGUGUAAUACUUUUUCUACACACACUGUGUAUAGUAAGAAGGGUUUUGCCAAGGUUUUCUAAUUAAUAGACACUAACCAGCAUUUCUUUCUUUUUUCUCUUCUUUGCACAUGUGACUUUAACUGCAGUGGUACAUGGUCUUUCUGUUCUUUUCUAAUUGUGAACUUAAGUAAGCAAAUUCCUGGUGUCUGUGACAUUAAUGCACUGUGGGUUUAGCCUUGUAAAUUGUUCUGUUCCAAGCUGGGUUCUCUUAAGUUAUAGCUGGAUGGGGUUUUGUUGUUUUUUAAACUGAAACAUAAAACUGUUUUACACUUUGCAUAUUUUGUACAGUAAAAUUCUGGAAAUAAACUGAAACCAGAUUUGAUUGUCCCACUCCUUUCUCUUACCCUUUCAGAUGAAAAAGCUCUUCUGGUCUUCAAGCAUUCCUUAGCUGUGGGCAGAAGGGGCCCUGCAAACAUGUGGUUUAGCUUUUUUGAGGCUGUCUUUUUGUCACCCUCAUUUCCAGGCAUUUCUGUUCUGCCCUGCCACAGUAAAAUGCAAACUCAUUUAUCACUCCUGAAGGAAGACUGGUGACUGCUUUGAACACCUGAAAUCUCAAAUGAUGGGGAGCAAAAGCAGCUGGGGAAGGGGGGUGGUGGGGGGGCAUGACUGGAGUGGGAACAGGUUUUUCUGCCUCCUGUGUUCACAUAGUUUGCACACAAAUUAUGAAGUGUAGGAUUCACUGCCGAGUUCCUUAUUUGGCUCUGGUGGGGAGGAGGAGUGGCGAGAGGCAGAAAAGCCAGUGCUCCUUGUUUGUGUGGAUGCAAGCCUGUGCUCUGCUAAAAAGAGGUGCAGGGAAUCUCACCUCAACAGCCUGUCUGGGUGUGGCUUUCCCCACCAUCAGUUUCCAUCUCCAGCCCACCAAGAGCUCAGAAGGAUCAAGAGCUGUGCCCAAGGAAAUGUGGGAGCAGCUUUUUCUACAUGUUCUUUGGUGCCCCCCCUUCAGGCCAGCCCAGCAGCUCUCCUUGGUAGCUUCAGCUGCUGGAAAAAUCCACAGGAUGCUGCUCUUCAGCGAAAAAGAGUGCAGCAGUUGUGAAGAUAAGCAGCACAGACAUAAAUGUCUCAUGGGUAAAUCUCUGCUUGUAUUUGGGCUAGAGAGAGCUGAACUGAGGCCUGUGAGGAAGCAGGAAGGGUGGGGUGGGGGUGUUCUCUGUUCUGCCUCCUGCCCUGCCUUGAUCUUUGCUUUUGAUCUGUCCCUCUCAUCCCACUGUUGCUUUGGCAGUGCCCAGCCCUGCAGUGUUUGCAGGUCAGCUCCCAGAGAUGGCCAGGGAAAGGAAGGAGCGCUGCUGCUGCCCUGCAGAGGCUGAGAUGGGGCUGCAGCUGUUGCUGGUGCCCUCCUGGCCACCAGAGGAAGACCUGACUUGUUGGACCAGAGCCGUGGAGGAGAGGCUCUGUGGGAGUCGGCCGCAGGUGUGUCAUGGGAAGGUGUAAGCAGCAGGAAUUUGGCAUAAACAAGAUACUGGGCUUGUCAGCCUCGUUCCAGGCUCUUAGCCUUGAGAGCUGUGUCUUUACAUGUGAGUUCAGCAUGCUCUGUUUCAUUUCUGGGAUAGUGCUGAUACCAAAUCAACACCUGACUGCUGCCAGUUGUGGUGCUUUCUGUCCUGCUGUGGGCUGUGGAAGCUGAUGGAAGGAACAGGCUUUGCUAGAGGGACUAGUUCCCUUGGCCUUCACCCAGAGCUCACAUACCUGAAUCAUAAAGGACUGUGGUAUGUAGCUCAGCAGAAAUUAGAGCUGAGGGAGCUGAUCUGGUUUGGUCAAGUCUUUUUACUGAAGUUGCACAGACCUGUGAGGUGUGGUGGAGCCUCAGGUGCAACACUGGGUUAUGUAUUACAGACCCAAACCUCUGAGAGAAAGGGGAUGGAGGUUUUUACUGGAAAAAACCAACCUCUUGGAGGGACCUGGUAUUCUGAACCAGAGGUAAGCACCUUUUGCCUGAGGGACAUAAUGGACUUGAGAAGGAGAUGCCUCUCCUGCAGUGCUCUUCUUGACCGUAUGGGCAUAGGACGCUGGCUGUCCUGAGACAGCACAGCACCAACUGCCUGCUGUGGGUAUUUGGUGGCUGAGCUGUGGCUUAAUUCACAUGAAGAUAGAUUGGUUCUGGUAGGUGAUGGCACCAGACCUCACAGCUGUGGACACCGAGAAAGCAUUAGCUGUGGGGAGUGAUGUAGGAAUCUGUGGGGCAAAGGGGCCAUAUCUAGUCAGGACAUAAUAAAUGGGGUAAGAGAGGGAUUUGUCACCUGCAGCAACAAGCUCCAGAGCCUUGCUUGAAGCACUAGCAGCACCUCACCAUGUGAUAUUGUCAGCUAAAUUAAUAGUUCAGUGAGACAUCUGGCUGUGGAGGUCGGCAGGACUUCAAACCCCUAAGCACCUCCUGGUGCAAUGAGCUGGCUCUGCUGUGUCAGUCCCAGGUCUCAACUCCUGGGAAGUACAGGAGGGGUUGAACUCCAAGGGCUUCCGAGGGGUCCUGGAGCUCAGAACAGGUGGGGUAGGUGCGAGGGAAGGGGAUCUCUCAGCAGGACAUGUUGUCUCACAACAGCGUCCAGAAAGGGAAGGCGUGCUGGGAGUUGGCUAAACAGAGUGCUUUGAUUUGGCUUUCAACAGCACUCCUGAGUUUAUGUUGGACUGGGAGGGGGAUGGGUUUAGGUUACAGUCCUUUCCGGUACUGACAGAGGACAUCCAUUCCCUUUUCACGUGUGCACGCAUGGACUGCUGGGUCAGGAGGUGCUGAGAGAAAAGAGGGCACUGAGCACAAGGUGUCUGCAGAAGCAGGGAUGGUGUAGUGGAGUGAUGGCACAUGCAUAAAGCAUUAGCUGUGAACAAGGUUACCCGAGUUGCUUUGAAAAGCUGUAACAAGUUUUACAGCCCUGCUGUGAGGUGAUGUACUAGUUUAUGCUGACAUGAUGCUAGGAAAGCGGAGAGCACCUUAAACGGGAAGAAAGCUGUUUUCCUGUUUGACCCCAUCUCCCUGUCCCUCUCCAUAAUGAACUUGUAAAAGGCUGUGGAGUGUUUGGGUUCCACCCCCCCACUCCCCCCUCUGCCUACUGCUCACAUUCUAGUCUGUGUUCAGGUUGGGGCGUGCUGCAAAGCCUGCUCCAAAGCCCUGAGCCGAUCUUCCCUUCCUCCAGAAUCUGGGGACCUGAACGAAGACACUGGACAGGACCUGGGGCUUGCUCUGGUUCCAGCUCAGUUAAUGUGAACAGCCUGGGGCCCCCAGGAGCCCUCCCACUGUGGCACUGCUGCUUGGUGGCCUCUCAAAGUCCAAGGGUGCUGCCUGCAGGAGAAGACCUGGUUUUUGUGCAGAGACCUCAGCCAGGACAGAGGGAACAAUCACUCUUCGGGCUCUGUGUGGGCAGCACUAAAUACAGCUUAAAGAGGAAGGAGGAAGAAAAUUUUUACCUUGUGGAUGUGCAUUUGAGGUAGCUGAAUGAACCCACCUUGCUUAUGUAUCAAAAUUAGGAGCAAGAAGCAAAGCCUUGAGAGACAGUAACACAAGGAAGUGUCAAGUCAGUGGAAGAGACUUUAGAGAUUAGGGUAUGGGUUUUCCCUCCAGCAUCCUUAGGAACAUGAAGGCACAAAAAUUUUUAAAAAACUGAGACACCACAAAUUGCUCUAGGCAUGAAGCUACUCUGUAAACUGAAAUAUUUUAAGUAUCUUCUAAAGGCAAGAAUCAUGUUUAGAAAUGCUUAAGCAUCUAGUCUUGCUUGUCUUUCUUUCCUUUUUCUUUUUUUUUUUUCUUCUUCUUAUUUAAAAAGGUAGCUCAAAUGAAAAGUGGAUGCAUGGGGAGAAGGGAGAUGUGUUUGACAAAACACAUUUGAUUCAGCCUCUUUGAAAGUUUUAAGAGACAUUCAGAAUGGCAUGGCCCUUUGGACCUCUCUUCAGCACAAGUCAGAUGCUGUGGGCAUGCUUUGGAAGAGGGGAACAAGAAGGAGCUGAUUAUAUCUGGGCCACAGAUGUGAAACAGAUCUGCAAACCUUUUAGCUUCUAUUUUGUAAAAGCUCAUUCUUGAGUACUCAUAAUACCAGAUCCAACAGUUGAUUAUAAUUUUGCUUUGUAAGUGGUUGUGAGAAACUGGUUUAGUAAUUCAGUAACUAGACUGUGGGAAGCUGUGCAAAUUCCUUCAGCAGCUUCAUCUUGUGGGGACUAAAAUGUUCCUCAAACAUUUAGCUACUUUUGUUGUUCAAUAACCUCUCUCUUUGUCACUGGCAAGAGCAGUGAAUUUGAACAUUCUUCGAAUGUUGAAUUGAAUUUUAAAGCGAAAAUCAAAAUCCAACAAUAGGCAAAUUUCAGGGCUGCUCUCUGGUCAAACAUCACUUUAUUUUCCAACCGUGUUACUGAGGGAGGGACCUAAUUCAAACAGAGCUUUCUCCAAAUCCAAAAGCACAUGAGGUUGCCCACGGUUAUUUAAGUGAUUUACCUGCCACCCACGGCCAAGGGAGGGCUCAGUCAGGACAGCCACUGGUAGUCUCUGGCAGAGAGGUGGCUCUCUGGCUGCUGUUGAUGUGGGAUACCCCCUCCAGCAAUCUCAGCUCGUUUAACCCUCAAGGCUUAUUUCUUGUAUAUGAAGCCAUGACACUUGUCUUCCGCUCAGAUGGUGUGGUGGUGUGAUUGCUGGUGGCACUGGGUGUUACUGGUCUCUUCCCACAGUGACAGCAAUUAGGGCUCUGUUGCAGGGUUUUAGUUCCUCUUCUAGAUUUUGGGACAGCGGGAAAAGAGGUCCACCAAAAGAUUCUGCUACUUCUGCCUAGGCUGGUGAAAUGGCUUUUCCCUGAGUAUGUCCCACCUGUCCUCCUCAGAAUAAAAGCCAGUGACAGCCUUGUCUAGGCAUCUUUCUCCUCAGAAAGGAAAUGUCCCUCCUCAUGUUCACAGCUGUGGGGACUCAGCACAGGCUUGUGGCAGUGGUGUGAGGGAGGCUGCUGUCUCCCUAGGCUGGGGAAGGAGCAGUAGGGGCAGGGAAGGACUCUGUCCUUCAGUGACCCUCAGUACCAUCUGCUGUGGGGGUGGGUUGAGAAGAAGGAAGGAAGGAAAAUGGGCUACAUAGAAAUGGAGAGAGAAAAUAAAUUUGGGGACCCAGUGAGGAUCAGAAGAGUAGUAUGUCAAGAGGCAUGAAAAGAAGGUGAAAAAGCUGUUUUCUUGUUUUCCAUAGCAUUAGGGACAAUGCCCUUUGAGUGCUUUGCUGAUCCCCUUUAUCACAGGGACUUGGCAAGAGAAAGCCGGGAGCGAGGCACCGGAAGGAUCUUUGCUUCCAUCCCAAAGGCAGUUUGUAAUCUGAUUCCUGAAAUGGGUCUUCAAGCUGUAAGGAAGCUCUGUAGGUUUUUUUUUUCUUAGCACCUUUUAAACCUGGCAGAGUAGAGUGUUCUGGGAGCUGGGCCAAGACUCUGCCCUGGGCCCUGCCCCGGGCCCUGCCCCAUGGUCCCCAUUGUCAUUAGAUGUCAUUUUCUGCCAAGGAGGAGUGAGAGUCAUCCCACGGCUGUCCCCCAGGAGUACUGACAGCCAAGGACUGCUUUGCUAGAGGUCAGUGGUACAAGGGAGUGGGGAGAAGGCAGGGGACGCUGCAGUGCAGUGGGUUGACCCAGAGUCUUGGGUUCCAGGUACAGAAACCUGCUGGCACAGCCUCGUUACUGAGGUCAGUUAUCCAUCCUGCUGCGCUCUGCUCUUUCCAGUUUCUAGCAGCUGCUCUUGCACUGCGUGGCAUGGAUGUACCUGGAUUGUGAAAGCAGCCAGGAGGCAGUGAGCUUUGCCUCAGAGGCCUGGCGUGCUUCUUGCCUGUUUUCCAUCCUCCUCUUCAGCCCCUCAAGUCCAGGCAUCAGUGUGCAACUGGCUGCGUGUGGGACUUCCUCAAAGCCAAAGCUUGGCUGCAGUGGAGAGGAAUCCAGAUGCAAUCUUGGCCUCUUUUCACAAGACUGUAAGUCAGUGGCAGCUGGGAAGUGGUAUGUUCCUGUCUAAUUAAUUAUUUUCCAGGGAAAAAAAGGCGAUGUUUUCUGUUUGGUCUCUGUGAUGGAUCCAUCAUUCCUUUAGGUAUGAUGUGCAGAUAGACACGGAGAAGCAGCCGGUGUCCUUGGCUCUGUGUUCACGUUGGUGUCUGGCUGAGCAGCUUCGUUCUGGGACAGGAAGCAGCUGAGAUCUCUGGUUUCACUAUGGGGCUGUUCCUUUUCCAAGGGAGGCAGGAGACUCAUCACUCCUCAGAAACAUCACAAAAACUGCUGACCCUGAAAACAUGGAGUAAUCUGCGGUUUCCAGAGUGCCUCCCUUGUCCUUUCCUCCUGCAGCUGUUUCCCAACGGUUGACAUAAACUCGGAGCACUUUUGGGUUCACAGAGCCUCUACAUCAGUGACUGCUGCAGAGGCAGAAACUUUCUCCUCCAUGCUGCAGUAUGAGAGCUUCAGUGUGCUGCUCCUAAUGGGUUUCCUUCUCCCUUGAUUGUUGCCCAUGAGCAGCACAGGGUGUGCUGUGGUACAGCACCCCAAACAAACCCCUCAGCUCUGCCCUCCAGCCCUGUGUCUGGGAACUGGGAGAAGGUGCUGCAUAACUUGGUGUUCUUGCCACAUAUAAUGUGUUAGGAGGGUCCUCACUAUCACUGGGGAUGGAUAAGACCAUGUGUUGGAAUACUUUGGGUAAUAAGUUGACAGUGGUGGGUUAAUGGUCAGACUCAAUGAUCUUAGGGGUCUUUUCCAACCAAAUGAUUCUGUGAAGAAACUGAUCAGCUUGAAGCACUUGUCCUUGGAUGAGGGCAAAAUACAAUUCCUGUCUUUAUCUGUAUAAAGACCUGUUCAGUAUGUCUAGUUAACAUGCAAAAGAACUAUUUGUGAAGAGAGACGUGCUUGUCAAGCACUCAGUGCUGCCCACGUACACAAAUUUGUAUUUUUUUAUUAAAGGGGUUUUUUGCAGGUUCCUCAUCCAAAUGUGCUGACUCUUUCUUCUCAGUGUAUAGUGGGCAGGGUUAGGCUGGCUUUGCUCCUCAGGGCCACCAGUGCCUUUCAAAUGCCAGGUGUUCCUACUUGUGACAGAGGAGCCCAGGAGCACCUGCGAUCCUGUGUGCCAUCCCCAUACCACUGUCUUACCUGCCCCUGCAAGAAAAACACUCAUAUUCAAGCUGCCCUCUCCUUCACAGGGGGCAUUGUGUCCUUCAGCUGUUUGGUCAUUAGGAUCUUGGGGCAGACAAGUCGUUACAGUUAAAUGGGAAAAGCUUUGCUGCCCAGCCAUCCUCAUUGCUGCAAUCCUUCCUCUGUGGCAAUGCUUUCCUAACUUUUUAUGUGAUUGUCCUGAAAGCUGACGAUAAACAGUUCCUGUUUGUGGGCAAAGACAAUGCUGAGAACUGUAAUGGCAGACUGAGGGAAGAGAGAAAGGACAGCCCCAUCCCUGGCACCAUGAAGGAGUGGCAGCUGUAGGAUUAGCUCUUUCCCUGCAUAACUCAAGGGAAACUUUCCAUAAACAACUGGCACCACUCCCCAGUAUGAGUUCAGCCUCUACACUUCUACAUUAUUCAUUUCUUUUCCCCCUAGAGGUCUCUUGCUUUGACAUGUUCAAGUGCCUGUGAAACACCUGUGCACUUGAACAAGUCCCUAGUGCUGUCUGCAGGGUCUACCUGCUCUGCCUGGGUAAUCUGUGCCUCUCAGAGCAUCUAGAGUGGGGCACUUCAGAACAGAGGAGCAUCCACAGUGGGAGAGGAGCACACAGAAAGCACUCAGGCACUCGGCACGUCUGGAGAUUGUGCCAGUUAGCAGUAGAGGAACUUUUCAUUAUUCUUUGUGUUUGGAGCGACUGAUGGCCAGUGCAGGCUGUUACCUUAUGCAGGGUGAAACUGUGCAUGUUUUGCUCCUCAGAUAAAGAUAAGCUAGUUCUUUUCUCAGGUCAGUAGCAGUCCCUUAAUCACAGGCCAGGAGGCUACCAGAGGGCUGCUUCUGCCUCUUCUUGCUCCUUACCAGUGUGGGUGAAUGAGACCUUGAGUCCUGCUCGCUCCCUCUCUGAGCUGGGGUCCUCCACCAAACCUUGAGGAAAAAGCAGAAGGAGAGUGCUGGGCACCCUCUCAACCAGCAGAGAGUAGGGUGUGAGUGGAAGAGAGGAGGACACCUCCAUGCUGACAGCAUGCUGAAUUUCAAGACUUUUGAAGGUUGUUCAUCAUCCCAGAGCAACCAGUUGAUUGUUCUCCCUGAACAAACUUGGUUCAUCUUCUAGGCAACCAUAAGGAAGCAUGCAAGAGCAAAUGGUUGACCUGAGGGCUUUGCUGCCUUGUCUAUUCUUCUAACAAUCUGUAUCUGAAAAGCACGUGUUGAGGGUUUGAUGCUCAACAAGGAGCUAACUUGGCCUACAGUCAUCUACCAUGUUAGCACGGUAUUCAUUCUAGUGCAUAGAGACAGAGAGAAAUCCAGCCAUGUGUUGUUCAUACUGGUAUUUUCCACCAAGGGGAUAUGGCACAUAUGGGAACAUAUCAAUACUUCAGCUUUCUCAUACCAGUAGUUUCAAAUUUCUAUUUCAGCUAAUGUUGAGAGAGGGAGUCAAAGAAACUGAUCAACAGGCAGGG
Motacilla alba alba is the source of this 17804-nucleotide messenger RNA. It is a transcript of the gene VANGL1, whose product is annotated as VANGL planar cell polarity protein 1. Gene Ontology annotation, biological process: multicellular organism development. The record is from RefSeq and is a predicted model, not a curated record. Lineage: Eukaryota; Metazoa; Chordata; Aves; Passeriformes; Motacillidae. The coding region runs from base 2627 to 4207 and encodes 526 amino acids. The transcript is spliced from 8 exons. Gene Ontology annotation, cellular component: plasma membrane.